Molecule: messenger RNA, 1042 nt
Organism: Hibiscus syriacus
Lineage: Eukaryota; Viridiplantae; Streptophyta; Magnoliopsida; Malvales; Malvaceae
Product: truncated transcription factor CAULIFLOWER A-like
Exons: 8
Coding region: 117-839 (240 amino acids)
Biological process (GO): positive regulation of transcription by RNA polymerase II
Cellular component (GO): nucleus
Molecular function (GO): RNA polymerase II cis-regulatory region sequence-specific DNA binding; DNA-binding transcription factor activity, RNA polymerase II-specific; protein dimerization activity
Source: RefSeq, a predicted model, not a curated record
UGAGAAAAAGCAUAUGAAUCCAUAGCUUUAGGGUUUCUUGAAGUUUGUUUUCUAUUUGUUUCUUUAGUGAGAAAAUUAGCAUCUUCUUUUUUUCCCUUUGAAAGAGUGGGGAUAAAAUGGGGAGAGGUAGGGUUCAGCUGAGGCCGAUCGAGAACAAUAUUAGCAGGCAAGUAACAUUUUCAAAGAGAAGAACUGGUUUGCUGAAGAAAGCUCAUGAGAUCUCAGUGUUAUGUGAUGCUGAGGUUGCUUUGAUUGUUUUCUCUAACAGAGGCAAACUGUUUGAGUACUCAUCCGCUUCCAGCAUGGAGAGAAUCCUAGAACGAUAUGAACAAAAAUCAUACGCAGAGAGGCAGCUAGCUUCAUCAGGCUCUGAAUCACAGGCAAACUUGUCUUUGGAAUGUUCCAAACUUACGUCGACUGUUGAAGCAAUACAAAGGAACUUGAGGCAGCUCCGAGGAGAAGAGCAUGAUACCUUGAGUCUGAGGGACCUGCAGCUUUUGGAACAACAAAUUGGUAAUUCUCUGAAACGAAUACGGACUAGAAAGAAUAAACUCAUGCACGAGUCCAUUUCAUUGCUGCAGAAGAGAGAAAGGACAUUGCAAGACCAGAACAACAUGCUGGCAAAAAAGCUGAAAGAAAAAGAGCAGACGCCGACUGAACAUGCACCACAUGAACUGCGAAACCUUGCCUCCUCCUCCUCCUCCUCCACCUCCUCCCCAUCCGUACAACCACCAGCAACAGUACAAUUUCCUUCUUUGACCAUUGGAGGGAGUUACGAGGCUAUGGAAGAAACAAACAGGGAGGCUCAGUUCAAUCUAAACCUAUUACCAAUGCCGUGAUAGCUUCCUGGAUGCUUAUAAACAGACAGAAAGCGGAGCCUAACACUUAACACGAGCUGUUCAAAUCUCGAACAUUUCAAACAAUGCUUUAUAGAGGCAUAACUUACUGCAGUGCCAUAAAAUCCUCAGAAAGUUAAAAUGCGAUGAGUGAACUUUAUAUAAGUUGUUUAUUUGAAAACACAUUACUGUUUUCCAGACCGUAG